AUGAAUGGUUGCUGGAAAGUGAUUUUAUUAUUUGGAAUAAUCAGAGGACAAGUUGUGGAAUUGGAUACGAAGGGUAUCAAAAUCGGUACCAUAGAUGGAAUAGAAGUUAUAAAGGACAACAUUGAUUUAAAUGGAGUAGAAAAUUCUAUUAGAAAUGAAAAUGUCGGUUUUAUUUCUCUAGCAAAAGCUGAUAGAAAAGAUAAACGACCAGCAGAAUGGACACGGCGAUGUGGUGAUGAUCAGUCAUAUUAUUUUGAGCCACUCAACGAAUGCUAUCUUAUUAAUCUCGCCGAAUUUUUAAACAUUGAUCCAGAUCGUAGGAUUGCAUAUGGUAGUACUCGUAGCGAAUAUAUAUUCAACUGCUGGCAACAAUAUCGAGGCAAACUGCUUGAUAUCGGACUGGAAUAUAUUGGUGAGAAAAUGAAUUUCGUGAAAGAGAUGAUAAAAAAUUUUGUUCAACGAUCAUUUAAUCGACAAGCAAUCCAAGUUGGCUUCAUGACAAAUCGAAAAUACGAAUUAAUCUCACAAAAUGGAGAGCAUUAUGAUGUGUUAGAUAAAGUGUACGUGAAACAUUCAUAUCGAAAUAACAGUGUUUCCUGUCCCAGUGUAUGCUGCGUCGUAUUUUUUGUUGAUACACGAGUAACAGUUGACGUGAAAAUGGUGUAUACAAGUUGUGAUAAUCGUACACGAGCAUUGAGUUACAUUUGCGAAGCUCCUGCACUUAUAUAA
Molecule: messenger RNA, 729 nt
Organism: Cercopithifilaria johnstoni
Lineage: Eukaryota; Metazoa; Nematoda; Chromadorea; Rhabditida; Onchocercidae
Source: the annotation of a GenBank genome assembly